Pipra filicauda (Wire-tailed manakin) is the source of this 1710-nucleotide messenger RNA. Its product is annotated as maestro heat-like repeat-containing protein family member 6. Lineage: Eukaryota; Metazoa; Chordata; Aves; Passeriformes; Pipridae. Gene Ontology annotation, cellular component: cytoplasm. The record is from RefSeq and is a predicted model, not a curated record. The coding region runs from base 92 to 1600 and encodes 502 amino acids. The transcript is spliced from 12 exons.
GACUCUUCUGGCUCUGGUCGAGGCACACCCCGUGGAUGUGGUGGUGACUCUGCUGCGCUCUGCCCCAUGCUGUGACAGAGCUGCUGUGAGCAUGUGGAGAGCAAUCAUCUCCUUGAGAACUACUGCAGAGUCGGUGCUGACGAUCCUUGCCCUCGUCCUGGGAAGCUGGCCAGCCUGCAGCAUGCGCACCUCUGAUGGGGAUGAAACGGAAGUCUUUGCCCUGGCUGCAACCGUGGCACUCUGGAAGAUCCUCCAUCUGCUCUGCUGCACACGGGCAGUGAGGGAGUGUUUCCCCAACCUCUUUGUGCAUCUGCUCUUCCAAGUGUUCUUCAGCACAGUGCAGAUGCCGGAGGAGGUUGACACCCUGUGGAGGGAGUGCCGGAAGCAAGGCAGCCUUCCCACCAAGCCCAACAGGUUUGCAGUGCUGACCCUCAAAGCCCUGCUGCACCGUCUGCGCUGCGAGAGCGUGGUGGUGGCACUGGAGCGCAAGUGUGGCUGGGACACGCUCCUCAACGCCGACACCCACCACUACGCAGUGGGUCUGCUGGCCAGGGAGAUGGGCUCUGUCUGCACCCCCUGGUGUUGCAGCAUUGUGUGCUGCCUCCUGGAGCUGCUCAGCGAGGAGAUGUGUCCCUGGGAGCUCCCUGCCAUGGCGUUCCUUGUGGAGGCCCUGGUCUACCUGGACGUGAGGGAGUGCGGCGAAAGCGUCCUGCAGAUCCUUUCAAGGCACCUGUGGAGCGAGUGCCCAGAGAUGCGCCGCCAAGUGCUGAGGGGCCUGGUGGUGCUCAGCCAGGAUGCCGUGACGGCCAAAAGAAUGGGCAGCCUGACUGAAAGCCUCGUGCAGCUCCUGUGGGACGCAGAUGGAGAGCUGGUCCGGAGGACUGUCAGCGUCCUCGGCUUUCUGUUCUCCGAUAAAGACAUCCAGCUCUCCAGCCCCACCGCCCUGCAGCUGGCUGAGGCGCUGCAGCCGCUCUUCGACAACGCUGACAGCAGUGUGCAGCUGUCCUCCAUCCUCCUCUUCCGUGGGGUGAUGGUGACAGGGGAGAAAGAGGGAAAAAAGGCCCUGAAGCCACACGUGCGCCAGAGCCUGCUUCCACUCUUCUUCCACUGCCACGAUGAGAACCAGAGAGUGGCAGAGGCCUCUGGGGAAGCGCUGCUUUGUGUGGCCGGCUUCCUGAAGAGAAAGGACCUGAAGAAGGUAGUGAAGAGGAAGGAGCUGUGGAAGUUCAGCAAGUGCCUGCUGGAAAAGGAGCGGAGUCGAGUGGCCGAGUACCUGCGCCAGGCUUUGCCAUACCUGGAGAGCCCACAGGAGCCCCUGCGAGAGGCGGCCCUCAGGUUCAUGGGGAUGGCCGGGAGGUACGUGCGGGGACAGCCUGAAGAGCUGCAGGACAUCAUCGAGACUCUUCAGGGUCUGAGGAACGACACCAGCCCCGCCAUCUCAAGCCUGGCGCUUCAGAGCUGCAAAGUGCUCGAAGCUGCUCAGAGAGCUGCAUCCCCCCAGCCGCAGCAGCCGCCAGACUGGCUGUGCGGGGUCUGCAAGAGCUGUCCUGCUCUGCGGGGCAGUUUGUGGCUGUGCUGCCUGAGCUCUGGGGAGGCUUGAUGUGGGAAGCGGUGUCUGCUGGGGCCACGUGAGCCUGCGAGGAAGACCCCCGCUGUGGAAGCACUUCCCUCUAGUCCAGCACAGGAAUAUAAAAUUCCUCUUGCCACACA